This is a messenger RNA of Bubalus bubalis (water buffalo), 1407 nucleotides long. RefSeq names its product keratin-associated protein 9-7-like. Gene Ontology annotation, cellular component: keratin filament. The transcript is spliced from 2 exons. Bases 63 to 938 code for a protein of 291 amino acids. NCBI's taxonomy places the organism in Eukaryota, Metazoa, Chordata, Mammalia, Artiodactyla, Bovidae. The record is from RefSeq and is a predicted model, not a curated record.
GUAGUCAUCAGAAUCUGAGAAACUCACUUCUGAACAGGAGUCCACACUCCACCACUGACAAAAUGACUCACUCCUGCUGCUCCCCGUGCUGCCAGCCCACCUGCUGUGAGACCAGCUGCUGUCGGCCCUCCUGCCCCCAAACUUGGUACCAGACUAGUGAAAACACCUGCUGUAGGACCACCUGCUGCAAACCUACCUGUGUGACCACCUGCUGCCAGCCCGCCUGCGGUGGGUCCAGCUGCUGCCAGCCUUGCUGCCACCCUAUCCGCUGUCAGACCACCUGCUGCAGGACCACCUGCCUCAAGCCUUCCUGCUGCUCCCCGUGCUGCCAGCCCACCUGCUGUGAGUCCAGCUGCUGUCGGCCUUGCUGCCCCCCAACUUGCUAUCAGACUAGUGAAAACACCUGCUGUAGGACCACCUGCUGCAAACCUACCUGUGUGACCACCUGCUGCCAGCCUGCCUGCGGUGGGUCCAGCUGCUGCCAGCCUUGCUGCCACCCUAUCCGCUGUCAGACCACCUGCUGCAGGACCACCUGCCUCAAGCCUAUUUGUGUGAGCAGCUGCUGCCAGCCCACCUGCUGUGAGUCCAACUGCUGUCAGCCCUCCUGCCCCCAAACUUGCUGUCAAAUCACUGAAACCACCUGCUGCAAACCUACUUGUGUGACCAGCUGCUGUCAGCCCACCUGCUGUGGAUCCAGCAGCGGUGGACAAACCUGCGGUGGGUCUAACUGCUGUCAGCCUUGCUGUCAGCCAGCCUCCUGUGCACCCGUGUACUGCCACAGAAUCUGCUACCACCCCACGUGCUGCUGCCUGCCUGGGUGCCGAGACCAGAGCUGUGGAUCCAGCUGCUGCCAGCCUUGCAGCCGCCCUGUCUGCUGUCAGACCACCUGCUGCCGCCCUAGCUGUGUGUCCAGCUGCUGCCAGCCUUCCUGCUGCUGAUCACCUUGCCAAGGAUCCACUGUCCCUAUACAGCACCUUCUAUUAAUUGACUUGCUACCUGGGGACAAAACGAAGUCACUUCCUAGAUUUUGCUGACAACUGACAUGCUCUACCAGAAUUUCAGUUACUCAUCUCCUUGUUUAAGAGCUUGUGAAUUAGGUUGACGGAGUGCAGGGGGCUUCCUCCAAUUGUCUUCCUCUGGUGUAGAGGACCAUGUGUCAACUUCCUGCAUCUGUGAUAAGGAAGUAUGUCUUGGUUUUGACUCUGAAAAUAGGAUUGACCAUCUAGUUCUUCUGAGUAACUUAAGAAAACAAGCUCUCACAAUGUUUCUAUAGGUUUCUACAGCCUAUCAUAAUCUUUACAAUCAUAUUUUCUCUUUUGCUAUCCUCAUAGUUCUGUAUCAUGCUUUCUCCUUUUACAAUCACUUUUAGUUUUACCUGUAUGUUUCUCAAUAAAUGGUGUAGCACAA